Messenger RNA from Melanaphis sacchari, 1823 nucleotides. RefSeq names its product WD repeat-containing protein 46. NCBI's taxonomy places the organism in Eukaryota, Metazoa, Arthropoda, Insecta, Hemiptera, Aphididae. Gene Ontology annotation, biological process: maturation of SSU-rRNA from tricistronic rRNA transcript (SSU-rRNA, 5.8S rRNA, LSU-rRNA). Gene Ontology annotation, cellular component: 90S preribosome; nucleolus; small-subunit processome. The record is from RefSeq and is a predicted model, not a curated record. The transcript has 13 exons. Bases 202 to 1662 code for a protein of 486 amino acids. Gene Ontology annotation, molecular function: protein binding.
AUCUGUAUCCGUAUCUGUUGUACUCAUGUUAAAUGUUUCUUGUUAACUCUUACACCUUGGUGUUUACUGCUUGUUUCUCUACUCAUAUUUAGUAUUUAGUUAUCCAAUAUCCAUUUUAUAUACACUGGACAUAUGAAUGGCCGGUUUUAAUAUAUUAUCAGUGUGAUUUUCAACAAUAAAAAUCAAAUCUCAAUUUUUAAGAUGGGGAAAGUUCACCAACGCCGAAUAAUUGGUGAAACCAAAAAUAAAUUAGCAGCUAAAAUAUCAGAAGCAGCAAAUGUAUUGUUGCCUGAAAAUUCUGGUUAUAUCAUUGCUGAACCCGGAGAGAAAACAACAAAAAUUACACAAACACAACUAUCAAAUUCAGUCGAUGUAACUAGUGCUAAGAAACAUUUUGAUUUACAACUUGAUUUUGGUCCAUACGAUAUUGAUUACUCAUUAAAUGGUCGGCAAUUAUUAAUUGGUGGACGGAAAGGCCAUGUUGCUGCUAUGGACUGGGUUACAAAACAUCUGAUGUGUGAAAUAAAUGUUAUGGAAGAAGUAUAUGAUGUCAAGUGGCUUCACAAUGAAAAUCUUUUUUCGGUUGCACAAAAAAAGUGGGUCUAUAUAUACGACAAUCAAGGUGUAGAAGUACAUUGCUUGAAAACUUUAAACAAUGUUUUACACCAGGAAUUUCUCCCAUAUCAUUUUCUUUUAUCUACUGCUAGUGAAGAAGGAUUUUUAUCUUGGUUGGAUGUAUCAAUGGGAAAAUUAAUAACACAAUUUAAUGCCAAAAUGGGUCGAUUGAGCCUCAUGACUCAAAAUCCAAAUAAUGCAUUGAUUUGCUUAGGACAUACAAAAGGUGUUGUCUCAAUGUGGAGUCCUAAUCUUCGGGAACCUGUCGCUAAAAUACUUUGUCAUGGAAAUAUGAUUACAUCACUUGCUAUAAAUUCUAAUGGAAUGUAUAUGGCCACUUCUGGGAUGGAUAGAAGUAUUAAAAUUUGGGAUUUACGCAGAUUAAAAGGGCCAUUACAAGAUUACAAAGUUAGAACUAGCCCAAGGAGUAUGGUAUUCAGUCAAACUGGAUGUUUAGCAGUGGCUAUCAAUAAUGUGGUUGAUGUAUACGAAGAAUGUUGUACAAAAACUAUAAAACAUGCUUAUCUCAGACAUAAUAUUGCUAGAACGAUAAAUAAUUUAGCGUUUUGUCCAUUUGAAGAUGUUCUUGGAGCCGGACAUGAUGGUGGUUUUUCUAGCUUACUAGUACCAGGAUCUGGUGAACCUAAUUUUGAUGCAUUGGAAAGAAAUCCAUUCCAAACAAAGAAGCAACGUAAAGAAGCUGAAGUGAAAAUGCUUUUAGAAAAGAUCCCAGCUGAAAUGAUAACAUUAGAAUCUACUGUAGAUGAAGUUGAUAUAGAUACAUUCCAGACUAAACUAACAGCUAGGAAUUCACUACAAACCGUGAAACCACUGAAAAUAAAUAUUAAAGUAAAGAAUAAAAUUAAGAAAAAAACCCUAGCUAACCCUUCAAAAAUAAAAGAAAAAAUAUUAGAAGAAAAAACAAAGGAAUUCGUUAGAGCACUAAAUGCACGACCUAAAGAUGAAAUUGAUGAUGGAAAAUCAAGAGUGUCAAAACGUUUUGGUGUAUUGGAUAGGUUUCAAAACAAAAGAAAUAAGAAGAAAUAAUUAUUGUUUUAACUAUUCUUGUUUUUAAAUUUUGCAAUGAUUUGUUAUUAUUUUUUUUUUUUUUUAUUUUUACAAAACAAAAAUAAUGUAAAUUGUUCUUUUGCAUCUUUAAAGAGCGUUUUAGUAAUGAACUCAUCACAUAUGAAUAAUAAUUUAAAAUU